UAUUGAUGCUCCCUCGGCCGUCACAUUGGUGCGCCUUCCUGUGUUGUUGUUGUGUGACAUUGCACAUCACCAAAGUGGGAGAAUCCUGUAACCAGCACCGACGACCAAAAUGUCCUCGCUGCUGAAGCCGUUUUCGGUGUGUGAGGGGCCGUGCGAGAGCGGCGGUGUCAGGAGAGGAUGCCCGAGCUCGGCUCCCCAUCAGCCGCCUCCAUCCCGGCGUCUGGCCGCCGCCGCCGCCGCGGGGCUGGGCUCUCUGCCGGCCCACCAGCGGUCGUACGCGCUGAGGAGAAACCUGGCGGCUGCUGCGGUCGGAGGGAGGAAAAUGACGCAUCCAGGAAAGGCCAUUCUUGCAGGUGGCAUUGCAGGAGGAAUAGAGAUCUGCAUCACCUUCCCUACAGAAUACGUCAAGACCCAGCUGCAGCUCGAUGAGAGAGCCAACCCGCCGCGAUACAGAGGGAUUGGGGACUGUGUGAAGUUGACUGUGCAGGAUCACGGACUCAGAGGGUUGUAUCGAGGUCUCAGCUCCCUGCUCUAUGGAUCAAUACCCAAGUCUGCAGUGAGGUUUGGCACGUUCGAGAUGCUCAGCAACCCGAUGCGAGAUGCCACAGGUCGGCUAGACAACACGCGGAGCCUUGUGUGCGGUUUAGGGGCAGGUAUAGCAGAGGCUGUCCUGGUUGUCUGCCCCAUGGAGACACUCAAGGUGAAGAUGAUCCAUGACCAGUGUUCACUCAGGCCUCGCUACAGAGGCUUCUUUCACGGAGUCAGUGAGAUUAUCAGAGAACAGGGUGUGAGGGGGACAUAUCAAGGUCUGACAGCGACUGUGCUGAAACAGGGAUCCAAUCAGGCCAUCCGAUUCUAUGUUAUGAACUUGCUGCGCAAUUGGUACAAAGGUGACGACCCCAGACGAGAAAUGCACCCAAUCGUAACAGCGAUGUUCGGAGCGACGGCGGGGGCUGCCAGCGUCUUUGGAAACACGCCUCUGGAUGUGGUGAAGACCAGGAUGCAGGGUUUGGAGGCCCAUCGCUACAAAAACACAGUGGACUGUGCCUUCCAGAUAUUAAAGCACGAAGGACCACAGGCCUUUUACAAAGGAACAGUUCCCAGGCUUGGCCGGGUGUGCUUGGACGUGGCCAUAGUCUUUGUCAUCUAUGAGGAGGUAGUCAAACUACUUAACAAUGUGUGGAAGACCCAGUAGACAGACCAGAUGGGUGACUGAGGUCCAGAGGGAAGCACAGACCAGUGCCUCAUUGCUACGCACAACUGAACACCUCUAUUCUUCGUACUAGCUCUCUGCAUCGCCCUGAGCAGAUAACAUUUCAUCUUCAUCAAUUUCCACUCUGUUACAUAAUUUAAAUGAUUUGCAGGACGUAUCCUGAACACGGUGAUAAAAAAAAGGGGGAGUGGCUGUAAGCUCAGUUUAGCAUUGCUCUUCUUACUUUCUAGUGGUUGGACUUAGGCAUCAAGAGGAAUUAUUUUAUUUUGAAGGAGACAGGAAAAGGCAAAGUGAAAUGAAGUAAUGAAAUGUGUUAUUCUGUGCGCCUGACCAAACUUGUAGACUCAGUUUCUUGAGUCUUAUUACCAGAAACAUUAUUUAGAGAAGAAACACACAUAUUAUUAACCAAAGGUUCAAAUUAGAGAGAAAAAUAACUUGAGUAGGUUAAAAAAAGGGACCUUAUGUAUGUCUGAUGUUUUAACUUUUUAUGACUGUUGUUACCGUACAUGUUGUAGAGUAAGAAAACACUUUGUACUGAAACCAUAAAUGUGUCUUUCGAUUCACUGAGUACUUACAAUACUGAGCGAAGAAACAGAGAUGCUACAUGAGACAAACAAUCUCGCCGCAGUACUUUAAAAUGUCUGUGCAGUACUUCCAACACAUUUCGGUGUUGUAAUUGCUUACUUGACUGUGCUUGUGGUCUCAUCGCACUGAAACAUUCACAGUAUUUACUCGCUGGUGAUUAACCUUAGAUACUAUUCAUUGUGCUUUUUGUGGCCGCUGCUGACAACAAGAGUAUGGCUGCAUGAAUCCUUUGAUGGCUCCUACGCGAACCGGUCUGGAGUCGGUACCAACCCGGCAGAUUGUUAACAAGUAGCUGUUAAGCACAUGUUGUAGGAAACAAAUCCAUAUGUAGCACAACCUUCACAUGCAGUCUUAAGAGUAGGAGACGCGAGUCGGUUUAUAGUUAGUGAAAAGUUGCUACAUUUUCAACAUCAGACAAGCAUGUGAAGGCUUUAUUUGGGAAUAUAUGACCAGUAAUGCUUUGCUCAGAGCCUGAGUCAGACUGCUGUUUCCAAGCAGGUGCAGCCUGAAGUAUAAAAGUGAAUCCAACAACAGUAAACAUGUAAGCCAUGUGAUUUCAAUGCAUUAGAGCCUUCGGUGGUUUUCUCAUGCUUAUUGAUUCACUCAUCAAACUGUCCUCUAGUCCGAUAUUAUGCGACUUUAAUAUUAUUUGUUUACCUCAAGCUAACUUGCUUCGUAAGCUUUUUGUAUGCUGAUGAAAUUGUAUAAUUGCCAUCUUUAAAUGCACUCAUUCUCGUCUAAUAUAGUGUUUACAUGUGUUGAACGACAUUACAGGGGCAGUAGAUAUGUCAGAGGCUUGAUAACAAAUAACUAGUGUGUAAGCAAGGCUUGGUUUUGAUUGACCCAGUUGCACCAUAUAGCCUUGCACAGAAGCCUUUUACUCCUCUUUGCCAAACUACUUCAGUACAAUCAAAUGUUAUAACCCUGAUAGAAGCAAAUGUUUAUUACAUUUUAAACCAAGAGGAUCAGAAUAUUGUUUCAUUUUUAUGUCUCUAGCAUUUUGUUUUCAUUAACACACAUUUUUACUGUUUAGACUCUUUGCUGGUCUUCAUGAACAGGCAUGUGUAUCUCGUCGUAUAGCAUAUCAGAUUCGGUGUGAUCAUUCACAUUUCAGAGGGUCCCGUUGAGCAGAGGGAAGGAUUAAUUUGUGUUGAAGAAAUAUGUUGGUAUGACAUCAGAAAAGAAAUAUUGUUAAAAAACAUCAAUGCUUCCAGUAUGCUUUACUGUACAUGAUCAUAUGUGGAAGCCCUUGAUGAAACAUAUUAAGACCUGGUUUCAAUAAACUUGUCAUUAAUAAACCUGA
Morone saxatilis (striped sea-bass) is the source of this 3101-nucleotide messenger RNA. RefSeq names its product solute carrier family 25 member 1a (gene slc25a1a). The record is from RefSeq and is a predicted model, not a curated record. Bases 110 to 1195 code for a protein of 361 amino acids. Lineage: Eukaryota; Metazoa; Chordata; Actinopteri; Moronidae. Gene Ontology annotation, biological process: mitochondrial citrate transmembrane transport. The transcript is spliced from 9 exons.